This is a messenger RNA of Diaporthe citri, 414 nucleotides long. RefSeq lists its product as uncharacterized. Bases 1 to 414 code for a protein of 137 amino acids. The record is from RefSeq and is a predicted model, not a curated record. Lineage: Eukaryota; Fungi; Ascomycota; Sordariomycetes; Diaporthales; Diaporthaceae. The transcript has a single exon.
AUGCCAGCACAGAACAAAGCUCCCCAACAGCCCCCAAUGUGUGUGCUCAAUGCCCUUGAGCUAGGGGUCCAAUCCGCCGAAAAUACACACCGCUUCCUCUGCGAUGUCUUCGGUCGACCCGACUCCGAGGCACCAUCACGACUCUCACCGGACGGCAAGAAAGCCACUUUUCCCCUAUACAACACUUGCAUUGAGUUCAUCACGGCCAUGUCCUCCAAGCCCUCCGGUGGCGAGCACACGGUCAGCGUCAACCUCCUCGUCCAAGAUGUCGACAAUGUCAAGAAGGUGCUUGACCAACAUAAGCAUCGGUACAAGCUUGGACAAUGGAAGGAAUUGCCUGGACAACCGAAGUGGAUCCAGUUCAAGGAUUUGGAUGGAUACACCUGGAUUGUUGGUGAAUUUCCGAAGGAGUAA